CAGUUAAACUUAAAAGUCGAGCACCCAUCUACUCCGGUGUUCGAUAGUCAGACGAGUUCGGCAUCGCAGUUGAGGGAUGCGAUGGAUGUGACGUUCGAGUCCCGGCGUCUAAAUGAAUCGAUUGGGAUCGACUGGUGGAGCUUUCGCGGAUCCCCAUAGAGCUGAGCCUACCAUGUCAACAGUAUGACACGGUACCUGAUAUCCCAUGGCGUGGGUAUGGCCGCGAGCCUGCACUGUCCCGGAAUGUACUGCGGCCGCGUGAGAUUCGCAGAUUCCGGCAACUUCAGUGAUUGCGGGGCUUGUCCGAGGGGAUUUCGCGUCGAAGCAUCAGUUUGCGAAGAAUGCGUUUCAUCCCCCGAAGUGUAUGACUGGCUGUACCUCGGUUUCAUGGUCCUUGUCAGUGUCUACGCACAGGGCUGGAUCAUAGAUAGAGCGCCCAGAGUGAUUAAGUACCGCGCGCUAGUUCUGCAAGUUUGCUGUCUGCUCGAAAAUCUGUUGGCGGCGGUUCUGUCGUUGCUUUCGGUACCACCAACCGGUUCACUGCUAUUGACGACGUGCCCCGUGAAGAGACUUUCGGACUGGUACACCCUAUUGCACAAUCCAUCGCCGUACUAUAAGCAGACACUACACUGUUCGCAGGAGGCGGUGUAUCCGUUCUAUUCCAUCGUAUUCGUGUUCCUCGGCUAUAGUCUCGUUCUGCUCGUGCUGAUUCGAGGUUUCCUCCUCCCGAGGAUGUUCUCGUCGUUCAGUAUCGAGGCCAUACGGAAGACCAUCUAUCUGACGCUGUAUGCCAUACCGAUAAUAGCGGUGGGACAUGCUAUUUUCGCUGGGCUCUUCUACUACACGUUUUCGUACUUGGUGAUUCUGCUGUCGGUGUUUUCGGUAGCAUGCCACAUGGCGGCGAGACCCAAUCAAACAGCCCGGAAGCUGAUAUCGGACUCCUUGGAGCUCCGUAAUUUAGUCAUCAUCGUCUCACAUUGGUUGAUUCACGGUUUUGGAUUGAUAGCUUCCCUCAUAAAUGACUAUGGUCUAGACUCGUUCUAUAGUCUCUUACUCAUUCCUCUGCCAACGGCAUUUUACGUCUACACAGCGCGUUACACGGAUCCCGAAUUAAAUUAUCGCUAUCUUUAAGGAACCACGUUCCCCAGCUCCUUCGUUCCGUGAAGGGAAGACUCGUUGGAGAACUUUCGUUCUCCAAGUUUCUUAGUCCCUCACCGUUCGC
Molecule: messenger RNA, 1222 nt
Organism: Galendromus occidentalis (western predatory mite)
Lineage: Eukaryota; Metazoa; Arthropoda; Arachnida; Mesostigmata; Phytoseiidae
Product: JNK1/MAPK8-associated membrane protein
Exons: 3
Coding region: 184-1131 (315 amino acids)
Biological process (GO): response to unfolded protein; ERAD pathway
Cellular component (GO): membrane
Molecular function (GO): ubiquitin protein ligase binding
Source: RefSeq, a predicted model, not a curated record